Messenger RNA from Tarenaya hassleriana, 2876 nucleotides. RefSeq lists its product as uncharacterized. The record is from RefSeq and is a predicted model, not a curated record. The transcript is spliced from 9 exons. The coding region runs from base 1505 to 2362 and encodes 285 amino acids. NCBI's taxonomy places the organism in Eukaryota, Viridiplantae, Streptophyta, Magnoliopsida, Brassicales, Cleomaceae.
UCUCUGUGAAAUACCUAACAAACCACGAAGUUCUCGUCUCUUUCGCUUAUGGUCCUUCGCCGAGAUGAAAUCAAAUCCGCCGGAGAACGGACCGAAAGUGGCCGGAGACGAACAGUACAUGCGUCUGACCUCCGAUGGUCCGAAGAAGACGAGAGACUUGCCCAAUGUGUCCGAAUGCCGAGCCUGCGGCUUCCGGGUCGACUCCUGCGAAGGUAAGGGGCGAAUCCGGUUACUGUACAGCGAAUGGCGUGUUGUUCUUUUGUGCAGAAAAUGCCUUGUCCGUGUAGAGUCUUCGAAGAUUUGUUCUUACUGCUUUGGAGACGCGUCAAUGGAGGAUUGUGUUCGUUGCUGUCAAUGUGAUCGAUCUUUGCAUAGUUCUUGUUUUCAGCACUACAGAACUGUGCCGGUGUGUUCUUGUAAUUCGCUCCCCGAAGUGUGCCAAAAGGAAAGGUGGAGAGAGGGGUCCGAAGAAAGGCAUCAAAUGCUUUGUUAUUGGGAUUCGCACUGUUGCUGAAUUCCAAGAUCUGCCAACCAUUAUUGUCUUUACCUGUUUGUUUUUUUAAAUUACAAAAACCAAAUAAAUAAAUAAAUUAAAAUCUCAACGAAUCCAGUGAAUAUGUUCCUUGUUCCAGAGAGAGGAACCUCAUGUUUUGGAUUCCAUUUGCCUUUCGGUCAAAACCCAUCUUUGUGUUUUAAAAUGACAAGAUAAAAAAAAAGUUAUGCAUAUUUUUGGUGUGUAGGUUCUCAUCAUUAUGGUGUCUCGUUUUUCCAGGAAAAUGGAGGAAAGUAGAAGAUGUGUAAAGAUAAUGAAAAAAAGGCCAAACAGGGGAACAUACUUUUGUUUUUUGUAUUUGUCCUAAGCUUUUCUCCCAGGCAGAGAUGAGCUCGCUGCUCUUCUCAAUGUCUCUCUAGGGGGAGAGAAGAGAGAGAGAGAGCGAGAGAGAAAGUUAAUAAAAAGCGAUUCCUGGAAAAAAGAAUUUGGGGAAAAGAAAGAAAGAAAGAAGUUGGUAAACAAUGUUGGGUUAGUGAUAGAUUUUUUUUUUUUUGAAAAAAAAAGAGAAAAAAGUCUGCGGACAGACUAGGCGAACUCUCCUUGCUGUUGGGGGAUUUUCUUCCAUAGUGUAAAAAUCCUCUGAUUCUGUUUCUUUGAGGUUUGUCUCUAUCUUGUGAUUUCUGUUUUUCGCCGCUCCUGAGGAAUCCUGGGUUUUGGUUUUUCUCUGGAUCUUCGGUAAAACCAUGAUGUUUUCAUGUCCGAAAGCUCAGAUUUAUGAGUUCUUCUUUAUCUGGGUAUUUUGAUUUCUGGGGGAAGCUCGUAACUUUUUCGAUUUCGAAUCUGAGUGGAAGGCGGUUUGUUUAGUGGUAUAUUUUUGGAGGGUGGUGGUGGUGAUUUUUAAUGGGGGUUUAAGCCUUAAGGUUGUAUUGCGGUGUUAGGGUUUCAUUCCAUCACAAAAUUGGCUACACUCAGUCCAACUCUGGAUUCCGACAAGAUGGAACUCUGAGUUCUAUGAUGAGCCGUCACGCCAUUAAUUUCCAAUCCGGAGCCGUGAACAGCACGUCUGAGAUGAUCCCGAUGGGGGUUUACUUCGGUCUGAGCAGUGGCAUGUCGGGAGCAAUCUCCGAUCUGAAUGUGACCAAUGCCGCUCCUCCUGGAUUGAUUCAAUCUGGAAACUCUUCGGCUUCUUCUCUGCUCAUGGAUCCUGUUCCCGGGCUCAAGAUAGAUUCCUCUCUGGCCAGCGAAUGGUCUGCAGAGGAACAAUACAGAUUAGUGGAAGGAUUUGAAAAGUAUAAAGACAAGCACCCAGUUAUGAAGUACAUCAAAAUCGCAGCUACUUUACCCGAAAAAACUGUUCGGGAUGUUGCCUUGCGGUGUAGGUGGAUGACGAGAAAUAGAAGAAGAGCCGAAGAACUUAAAGGUGGAAGGAAGAUUAGUUCUAGCAAGGGCAAGACGUUGGGUUUGUCUUCAAAGGUGAACUUACCUUCUACUCUGCCUCAUCACAUGGCUUCAUACCCUUUCUCAAUGCCACACCAUGCAAGCUCGAAUGAACAUAUUACGAGCAAAGAUUUAAGUGGCAAUGCCAUACGUCUCUUAGAACAGAACGUACGAGCUUUUAGUCAGAUUAGAGCUAACCUGUCCUUAUAUAAGUUACAGGAUAACCUACAACUGUUUUGCCAGACAAGGAACAACCUUAUAACCGUCGUUAACGAUAUGAGUAAUAUACCUGGCAUCAUGAGCCAUAUGCCACCAUUGCCGGUCUCAGUUAACGAGGAUCUUGCCAGUGGUGUAUUGACUAAUACCACUCUGCCAAUGUCAUUCAACACCAUAUCGAGGGGUGUCCACAUGAAGCAAGAGCCUUUGGGGUGACUGGUGGGAGGAUCUGUGGGUUCAGAUUCAGCAUACACAUUCUGGGUUUUGUCCAAAGUCUCGAAAAAUCUCCCUUACCUGUAAGUAAAUCCCUAAGAAGCCAGUGUAGAAGGAACCAACCAUUGCAAAGUUUGUAGAAAUCUGAUUCUUUCCACAGCACCAAAGACAUAUCUACGGCGGCCUGGACAUGAUAAAGAAGAAAGGUGCAGACUUUGUGCUGAGUGUUUUGACCAUCUCUGAUCUCUCUCGGGUCGUGAAGGAACGAGAAAAAAAGACGAGCUCUAGAUGAAGUUUUUACGAUGUCUGGUGUGUGGUUACAAGUUUCGCGUUUGAAACUGGAUCUGUGAUCGGUGUUUCGCUUUCAUGUCUUUGAUGUGGUCUUGUAUCAUAUUUCCACUCUUGCUGUGUACGUCCCUGUCGUCUCGGUUGUUUUGUUCUUGCCCUUAAUUUGGUACAAUUCUAAUUGUUGUACCCACAUCUUGCAGUGUCCCUUUUCAACUUUUUGUUCCAUGAA